This is a messenger RNA of Xenopus tropicalis (tropical clawed frog), 4755 nucleotides long. RefSeq names its product SH2 domain containing 3C (gene sh2d3c). Gene Ontology annotation, biological process: small GTPase-mediated signal transduction. Lineage: Eukaryota; Metazoa; Chordata; Amphibia; Anura; Pipidae. Bases 1247 to 3337 code for a protein of 696 amino acids. The transcript is spliced from 10 exons. The record is from RefSeq and is a predicted model, not a curated record. Gene Ontology annotation, molecular function: phosphotyrosine residue binding; guanyl-nucleotide exchange factor activity.
GCAAAUGCCUGAGAGUUACUAUUUAUUGGGCCUGUGAAAGAUAAGAUAUGAUCCCUAGUACCCAGAGGGUACGAACCAUAACACUCAAAGAGAUAAGAGCCCUAACAACCAGAGGGAUAAGAGCCGUGGCACCCAAAAGAUAUAAAACUCUGGCAACCAGAUAACAGUCCUGGGUGCUAGGGCUUUUAUCCCUCUGGGGGCUAACCUAGAGGGAUAUGAGCCCUAGCAACCAGAGGGAUAUGAGCCCUAGCACCCAGAUGAUAAGAGCAGAGAUUUGUAGUCCAACAACAUCAUAAGCCUGAUAUCACACGGAGUGGUUCAGUCAUCUGCGAUAAACGCCUGCUAUUGUGGGUGACUAACCGCUCUGAAAUGCCUUUCCACCGGCAACAAUAGGAGUUGCUGGUGGAAAGGCCGUCACAUUGCUUUGAUAUUCUGAAGCCCCACAAAAUUUCCUCUUGCAGGCAAAUUCGCACGACUUUGGAAAACCAAAGCAAUGCGAAGGGCUCAUUUACUGGCAACUCCUAUUGUUGCCAGUGGAAAGGCAUUUUGGAGCCCCACUUCGUUGGACAUCAGCCUAAGAGCCAUUGUAUUCAUAUGGCUGCUGUAUUCUAAAGACAAACCCAAUUUUGACAAAAUAAUGAUAUUGAGGAGAAAUUAGGGAACAUCACUUAACCCCUUCACUGCGUUAGCAGCGGAAGUUGAGAAUACUAUAAAUAUGGAAAUUUAAAUGAUUUCUUUAAAUAUAAACGGGUAUGAAUAUUUGAUUUCAAAUGAGUGACCUUUUACUUUCCUCACCUGUCACUUCCCAAAUCCAUCUCAGCAGGUCCCAUUACCCCAUGUGUCGCCCCUGCCCCCACCAAUUCAGCUCAUUUAUACGCACACACCAUGCCCCUCCUUCCUUGCCUAAACCUAAGCAAAGGCAUGGAGGGGGGGAGGAUGUGUGAGUGUUCAGGCAGGGAGACAAUAUGAAGAUAGGAGCAGUGAUGGAAAGGGAAAGCUAGUGGGAGAGGCUUGGGCUAUGAGCAAAUUUCUCUCAUUGCCUAGGCUCCUCCCAUGAUGCUCUCUUGACAAGGGAUGAGGUAAUGCAUCAAGCAUCAGUCUGCAAUCCAGCAGCAGCAUCAGCACCAGUAGCAGCAGCAUCAUCUCUUCAGUGGAGUAACUUAGGAAUAUAGAAGUAAAGGGGAUAUCGGAGGGCAAGGAUUGGAUUGGGUUUUGUGCCAUUGGAUGGAGGAUACCUGGACUGACCAUGACAGAGAGAUGCAGUUUGUGGAGUGCCCUCUCAGCAGCUGCCUGCUGCUUCUACCGCGGCUCCUUCAUGCAGGUGCAGUUCUCCAAGGAGAAGUAUAUCCUGGACACCCCUCCUGAGAAACUACACAAAGAGCUCGAAGAAGAAUUAAAGCUCAACAGCUCUGACCUUCGCAGCCAUGCCUGGUACCAUGGACGCAUACCACGAGAGGUAUCUGAAAGCUUGGUCCAGAGAAAUGGGGACUUCUUGAUACGGGAUUCCCUCACCAGCCUGGGUGACUAUGUCCUGACCUGCCGAUGGAAGAAUGAACCUCUGCACUUUAAAAUCAACAAGGUGAUGGUGAAGACCAGUGACAGCUACACCAGAAUACAGUAUUUGUUUGAGCAGGAGAGCUUUGACAACAUCCCGGCCCUUGUACGCUUUUACGUGGGCAGCAGGAGGUCAGUGUCAGAGCAGAGCAGUGCCCUUAUCUACUGCCCAAUCAACCGUACAUACCCUCUGAGAUACCUGGAAGCCAGCUAUGGGCUAUCACCUGGAAGGCAGGGAGGAGCCCGCAGCCCACAAAAAGGUCACAUGAAGAGAAGGAGCAUUACCAUGACAGAUGGACUCACAGCAGACAAGAUCAACAAAAGCAAUGGUUGCCCAAACAGCGGUUCCUCUUCCCCCCAUCAUAGAGAUAUGAUCAGAAAUUGUGCUGUCAGUGUGGACCAAAUACAAGACCUGCACUCUCCAAUGUCUCCUAUUUCAGAGACCCCAGGGUCCCCUGCCUACAGCACUGUUGUCAGGGUAAAACCCCCACUAUCUGGUGCCACUCCAGGCUCCCCAGUGUUGAGACGAUCCAGUGAACCCUAUGUAUGCCCUGCAAACAACAAGGCUGCUUUAAAUAUGGCUGACAGUCAUCAUUCCAGUCCAAGUCACACACACCGAAACAUCUCCCCCUCACCCUCCAUCAACAGUUAUAGCGACCCAGACAAUGGGCACUACUGCCAGCUGCGGCCUGCCUCCCCUACACACGAUGCACUCAGCGUGUCCCUUCCACCCAAGAGCUACGUGGAAAGGUUAAGAGUCGAUGAGUGUGCCAUGGCAGGGGGCAUGCGUGGGGUGGAUGACGUGGACAGGGACCCAGGGUGCUUUAUCGUCCCCACUAUGGAAGCAAAAUCGUCUUUUAACCCAUCAAACUUUAAGUCAACGCUCAUCCCAUCAGACAACAAACCUCUAGAGAUGUCUAUCCUGAAAAAGGUUAAGGAGCUGUUUGCAGAAGUUGAUGCCAAAACCAUAGCAAAACACAUCACAAAAACAGACUGUGAGGUUGCCAGGAUUCUCUGUGUUACCAAAGAAAUGCAAAGGAUUAUGGGAGUAAGUUCAGGCAUGGAGCUAUUGACGCUGCCGCAUGGCCACCAACUGCGACUUGACCUACUAGAAAGGUUUCACACCAUGUCCAUCAUGAUUGCAGUAGACAUCUUGGGUUGCACGGGGAGCACAGAGGAGAGGGCUGCUCUCUUGCACAAGACUAUCCAGCUGGCAGCGGAGCUGAAGGGCACCAUGGGAAACAUGUUCAGUUUCGCUGCUGUGAUGAACGCACUGGAAAUGUCACAGAUCUCCCGCCUGGAGCAAACAUGGGUAGCCCUGAGGCAAAGGCACACGGAGGGGGCCAUCUUGUAUGAGAAGAAGCUGAAGCCAUUUUUGAAAAGCAUGAACGAGGGCAAAGAAAGCCUUCCUCUGAGCAACACCACCUUCCCACACAUCAUUCCCCUCAUCACCCUUCUGGAGCGAGACAACCCUCUGCUGGAUGGUGGGGACCCCUGGGACAGUUCUGAUAAUGGCGUAGAAGUGGUUAUGGCACACUUGGAGGCUGCCCGGAUGGUAGCACAUCAUGGAGGCCUUUACCAUACCAACGCAGAGAUGAGGUUACAAGGGUUCCAUCCCAGGUCCGAUCUCUUAGAAGUCUCAAGCACAGAAUUCCAGAUGCGGAUGCUGUGGGGAAGCCGGGGGGCCUUGGGCAGCCAGGUGGAGAGAUACAACAAAUUCGACAAGGUGCUGGCAGCUCUGUCACAUAAACUGGAGCCAUCAGUACGAUUCAGUGAAUUGUAAAACAUUCAGGACUUGUCGGAGAGAAAGGACAGGCAUGGAAGGGCCUUUGUCGACCCACAAGGUCAAAUAUCAGCACUUUUUUUUUAUAUAUACACAUCAUCUCUGCCAAAGGGCCAGUAACACACUGUGAAACAUUGCUGGGACCCCUUGGGUCAAAAGACUUAACUCAAAUUGGGUCUAUGUGACCAGUGGCAGACAUUGGAUGGUAAAUGGCUGCUGCACCCCCUGGAGAGGACGAUUAAUUGUCACUGCAGUAAGACAGAGUCCUUAUAUAGUGACCUCCAUCACUGCUUAUUCCAAAAACCAUAAAACGUACUGGUCAUAAAACAUAGGUGUAUAUGUCAAAUAGGCCUUUUCCCUAACUAACUUUCAAGCUGAGCCCCCCCUCCCGCCCCAAUUACAACAGUUUGGGAACUACUGAUCCACUGUGUUUGGAACUUUGAUGCACAAGUGCCAUCUUAGUGAUGAAACAGAAAAUAGCAUCCACAGCUGUCCAGUUGGCCAAUACAUCUCCUUCCAUUGACCACUGAAGAUAAAGCACAGGGCUGUCUCUAGUCAUAGAGCACAGGAGGCAAUUAUUCCUGCUUUCACCCCUAAAUACAGCUCUUAUUUGAAAUGACCAGUGUGUGAGUACUGGAUGCCCUAGAGCAGAACCUGACAUCCUAGGGCCAGUCACCCAACAGUUAGAUGCAGUGAGUGCCAAAUGGUAUAGAGAUUAUAUAUGCUUGUGUUAAUGGAACUGUAAUGCCACUUUACAGUCUGCAUCAAACGCAAAGGACCCAUUACAGCAAAUGAAGUUUGGAAUUCAUAGGUUGCAUAGGUAGCCAUGAAGGAAGGAGAGAAUCUUUCUCUAGGUGGCGCUCUUGCAGGGGCAUCACAAAUAAUUUGAGAAAGAGAAGACUUUGCCUGUGCUCCCUGGAAGUGGAGCAAUGGACUGGUCCAUACCAGGUGGCAGAAUGACAGCCCCAGUGGGGUAGAAAGGAGUAAGGGUAGCGGGGGGGGGGGGGUCAAAGAGUUAAACUUGUUUGCACAAAUGUACAUAUGUUUCCAGCCAUUCCAGAACUGAGGGCAUUAAACCCCCAAAUUGUCCCCAAGCAACUGUGAAUUUUUUUUAUUAUUAUGAAGGUGUUUAAUGUACAUAUAGUAUGGAUUAAAGAGCAACCUGUGCCACACACACAGCAAAAUCAGCUCAUUGCCAGAAUAUGAAAUAUUUUAACUCCUGGCUGCAGAAGGGCAAUGAUGCGCAUGUUGGAAAACAGCAUUGCAGGUGCCAUACUGUAACUGAAACCUGUGUGGCCUGUAAAUAAUUUAGUCUUAUUGUGUAUAUAGGCGCUGUACAGCAUCUCCAUGCCUCUAUUGUACAUUGCUGUGAUCUCGAUUUUUGUGUAAAUAAAGGGAUUAGGGAUUCCUGGAAAUUA